CUGUGUGUGAAAUUGAUGUGUAAAGGUGUAAUGGAUUGUUCAAUUAUUAUGAAUCAUUGUUGGAUUGUUGGAUUUUGUAUUUUAGUGUAUGAAAUUAUUGAUGUGUUUAUGUUGAAAAUAAACAUUGUUUAUGUUUACCUAUGAUUUUGUAUACGGGAGUACGGGAUCGCCGCCGUCUGCUAUAUAUGAUGAGUGUGUGGCUCCGCUUGUUGAUGCGCUGUUUCAUGGAUACAAUGCAACUGUUCUUACUUAUGGCCAGUCGUUCACAUGCAAUAUUCACCAUCACAAUGGAGCAAAAGAAUGGUGACGAUGUCUUAUGUGCGAAGCUACACCUAGUAGAUCUUGCUGGUUCUGAACGAGCAAAAAGAACAGGUGCCGAUGGAAUGCGUUUGAAAGAAGGAAUUCAUAUCAACAAGGGAUUACUGACUCUUGGAAAUGUAAUAAGUGCAUUGGGAGAUGAAAGAAAGCGAAAAGAAGGAGAAUGUAAUAAGUGCAUUUAG
Trifolium pratense (red clover) is the source of this 500-nucleotide messenger RNA. Its product is annotated as kinesin-like protein KIN-4C. Gene Ontology annotation, molecular function: ATP binding; microtubule binding; microtubule motor activity. The transcript is spliced from 3 exons. Gene Ontology annotation, biological process: mitotic spindle organization; microtubule-based movement. The record is from RefSeq and is a predicted model, not a curated record. The coding region runs from base 141 to 500 and encodes 119 amino acids. NCBI's taxonomy places the organism in Eukaryota, Viridiplantae, Streptophyta, Magnoliopsida, Fabales, Fabaceae.